Molecule: messenger RNA, 2782 nt
Organism: Schistosoma curassoni
Lineage: Eukaryota; Metazoa; Platyhelminthes; Trematoda; Strigeidida; Schistosomatidae
Source: the annotation of a GenBank genome assembly
AAAUUCUGUGAGAUACAUUGUUUUAAACAUAGAUCACCAACAAUAGUUACACAUAAAUUCACUUUUAAAAAGGCUUUACAUAAGUCAUCUUGUGGAUUAAAAUAUAUUGACAAGCGAACACCAUCAUCAUCAUCAUCAUCAUCGUAUUCUUCAACAGGUGGUUGGUGUUUCGUAAGAAGUUUUGGGGAAUUUCCUAAGAAAAAGCAUGAUGGAUUAUCAUCCAAUGACACAGAAACCAUGUCAUCUAACAGAAAAGGUAAUGGCCGAUUAACUUUAUUAAGUGGAUCGAAAAAUCGGCGUAUAAGUGGUCGCCAUCAUAGUGUACAGUACAAUAAAGAAAAUGAACAAUCUACUAAAAAUGAUCAAAAUUGUUUGGAUCCAAAUAAAGUUGGCAAAGAGAAUUUGAAUAUUGGUUUACGACGCAAUACUGUCUGUAGUACUACUGGUGCUUUUAAAUCGAUUAGAACACGUGGUUUGAUGGAGUUGAGAAAGUCUAACAAAAAUAAUAAUGUUGAACAAACGAAGAAACUAAAGUCGGGUAGUAAAAUGUUUUUGAGAAAUUCGUUAUUAAUUUAUUACUCGUAACAUAAUUUUUGUUCUUUUAUUUAUGCUAUUUAUGUGAAGUUAUCUAGCUUUUGGAGAUGAUUUACAUCAGUGCAUAAUACAAACUGGAUGACAGCCCCUUGGAAAUAGAUAAUAUCAGAGAUUAUUUAUAUCGGGACUCAGUAGUAAUGGACCAGUCAGACCCAAAACAGAAUCAGAAUUUCAGAUUAUAUAAUAAUUGUGUUUUUUGGUCAUUCAGUUAUCAGGGUUUUGUGAUUUUAGUCAAUCUUUCAUAUGGCACAAGUAUUGUCGGUGAAUAUACCUAGUCGUUGUCAACUCAGUCUCAGCCUACAGACCAGUCGUUCUACAAAAAAAUCAAUGAAAUUUAUUUCGUAACAAGUGACAAAUUAUAUGCGAUCUUAUUUUUACUCAGCUGCACCAUCGAUAUGUAUCUUACAAGAAAAAUCCAAAUCUAUAGACGAUUCAGUAGUAGGAUUGAUACAUUUUCGAAAGCUUACUCUAGAUGAUAAUAAUCUACAUAAAAUAACAGAUUGGAAUCAAAUUCAGAUUAAAAGUGAAGAAUGUAUUUUCCAAUGUCAAUCAUAUGAUCAAAUAGUUGAUGAACAAUUUACAGGAAUAAGUACUAGUCAGGAAAGUGAUUUGUACAUAUGCAAAAAGGAUAGAAGAUUGAUUAAAUGGUCUGUUUUAGAAAGCACCAAAAUGAUGACAGCGUUAUUCUUUGAUGAAUUACCAAUAAUUUUUGAAAAAGAGAUUAACAAUGGAAUAACAGGAAAUGAGAUUCUUUCUGAAUGCUAUCGUGAUAAUAAUAACAAUAGUUCCAACGAGAAAGUAAGACCAUACUAUAGUCAUCGUUCAGUGAUUUCACUGCCGCGAUCUGCAGCCGAUGAACAACAUUUGGGGGAAUUUCACUUAAACCAUGAACGCAUUUUUCGUUACUUAUUCAUCCAAGAUUUGAAAGCGGCUUCGUAUUAUCAGGCGAAUUUCUUGGAACGACAUGGUUUGACAGAAACUGUAAGAGCAACUCUUUGCGAUUGGAUGAUAAGAGUACAACAAUAUUUAAAGUUGCGCACAGAAUCAUUGCAUCUAGCUGUCAGUUUAGUUGAUCAGUAUACCUGGAGACAAAUAACUUUAUAUCCGUCAGAAUACCAACUACUUGGUGUUACAGCAAUAUUUAUUGCUGUAAAAUUCGUUGAACGCUUUCCUCCAGCAACUAAAAUUUUGUGUUAUUUAACUGAGGAUUCGUAUAAUUCUAAACAGGUGCUAGAUUUUGAAUUUAAAAUGUUAGAAGCAUUGGAUUUUGAUAUCAAUAUACCCUUACCGCAUCACUUUUUAGAUCGUGCAUUUGCAGCUUGUAAUGAUCUAACUCUAACUGGCAAGGCAAAGAUAGAAUUAGUUUGUCGUUAUCUUUUCGAAUUGAACUUAACUGAACUAUCAACUGCAGGUACUUUAGCUAGUGUAAAGUGCGCAGCUGGCGUCUACUUGGCACGUGAACUUAUACGAUUAGAGUAUGAAAAUGGAAAAAGCGAAACAGAUGAUAUUCGGAUUGAAACUAAUGGCAGUUUGGGUUUAUCAGUAACAUUUGAAACAUGGCCAAAAGCACUUGGCCUAAGUAUGGGACAUGAGGAUGUUACCAAUCUAUUGCCAAUGGUACUUACAUAUGUGCAAAAUAUUGUACGAACUUUACCAAUUUCCAAUAUAAACAACAGAAAUUACGAGGCUGCUUUUCAUAAAUUCAGUAAUCGAAGCUAUGGCCGAAUAGCUCAAUCUAGUUUGCUUUUGGACGCUGAUUAUGAUUUUAUUGUACAAGAUAUCAGAAGAAAAAUGGCAUCCAAUUCAAAGCGGACAAAUAUAGACUGUCCUGAAGAAGGUCGGAACGUACAGCAAACAACUUUAAGAAUGAACAUGUGAUAAUUACAGUUAGUCCCCCUAUUAUCCAGAUAGAAAGAUUCAAGAUCAAAAUAUUCAGCUCGAUCGAUUACACUUGGACAAAGAUGCCAAGGAGAAAAAUAUCUUCCUUAAUAGUUAAAUUAACAUUUGCUUCUCCCACCUGUUUAUUCAUCCGACGUUCUACAAUACAUAUUGUUGCUUUUCUCUGAAAAAUUACUUUACUGCAUAAAAUUGUAAUAACUUCGAUUCGUCGAAUUCGUUAUUUUCAUCAACUACCUACCUUCUUUUUUUCUUUUUACUGAGUGGCAUAAUAUAUAUUUUUUAUCAUUUA